Molecule: messenger RNA, 570 nt
Organism: Lycium ferocissimum
Lineage: Eukaryota; Viridiplantae; Streptophyta; Magnoliopsida; Solanales; Solanaceae
Product: F-box protein At5g49610-like
Exons: 1
Coding region: 1-570 (189 amino acids)
Molecular function (GO): protein binding
Source: RefSeq, a predicted model, not a curated record
AUGGACGCCAAAAGCUCUAAGGUUUUGGAUGUUCCAAUUACUGUGGCUAAUCCAAUACCAAGUUCCAAGCCUUCCCAGGGAGAUUGCAAAGGAACAAGAAUCUCUCAAGUCACAAUUAUGGACCUUCCAAGGGUGAUUAUGGUGGAAAUUCUCUCAAGAUUGCCAAUCAAGCCCAUUUUCCGUUGUAAGACUAUUUGCAAACUCUGGUAUCAUCUUUUCUCUAACCCUUUAUUUGUUAACAUGUAUCACUCAAGAUUACCUUUUCCCUGCAUUUUGCUUUCAACACAAGAUGACUCAGUCACUUCGCUUCUUGAACUCAAAGCAGAUUAUGACUAUCAUUCUCUCCCUUGUAACAGACCCAUUGAGUUGAGCCCUAAGUUUCACCUCCCUCCAUUGAAAUCAAAAAUGUUUUUAAUUGGUUCAUGUAAUGGGCUCAUUUGUUUGUUGAAUGGUUCGACGUAUGAUGAAAACCAUUCGGUUUACAUUAACAAUCCUCUUUUAGGCGAGUAUUUCAAGCUUAAAGUGCCCGAAUGGGAUAAAAGAGAUCAUCAUGUUGCUUAUGGUUUCUAG